AUGAUUAAUAAAGCAUAAAAAAUAAUCUUGAAAUUUAUGUAAAGUCGAGUUUCCUUUUCCAUUUCUAGUUGUCAUCACUGCUCCCCAAAGCUUCAAAUUGGCGUUUUUCUUUUCAUCAUUUCGUAAUAGUCAAGCUUCCGCCAGCAGCCGCCACCGUCAAUGGCGGAAGAAAAACAUGGGAAGAAGAAGAAGCACAAGAAGCCGAAACACCAACACCCCAACGACCAGACCUCGAAGACAUCGUCCUCGGAUUUCUCGUUCAAGCCCAGCUCCGAAGUGAAGGGUCUCCGAUUCGGCGGCCAAUUCAUCGUGAAGUCCUUCACAAUCCGCCGGGCACGCUCGCUGGAGCUCCUCCGCCUCCUCUCCCUUCCGCCGGCGUACGCUGCCGGCGACAACCCGCCGUUCCCCUCGACGGCGGCGUUCCUGCCAACGAAUUUCACGAUCUUAGCCCACCACGCCUGGCACACCCUCACUCUGGGCCUGGGCACCCGGAAAUCGAAGGUGGUCCUGUUCAUUUUCGAGUCGGAGAACCUGAAGGCCACCGUGGAGUGCCAGUGGCCGCCUGAGCUGCCGCUGGGGGAGGUGAACAAGAAGCUGAUCAGAGGGCUGAGCGGCUGCGACGCCGCCCGGUUCAAGUUCCGGAAGGGGUGCAUAACGUUCUACGUUUACGCCGUGAGGAGAAGCGCCGGCGGAGGCCUUCCGGCGGGAUUUUCUUGCGCCGACGAUCUGAGAACGAUUCUCCAAUCCGUGGUCGCGCUCAAGGAUUUCUUGGAUCACACCGCCAUGCUCGCUUUGCCCAACCAGAGAAGCAUCAACUAUGAAGCUCCGCCACAACACGUAGCCAUGCCUCACUAGCCCACCACCCCUACCCCCCCCCCUCCCCUUUUUUUUUUUUUUUUUUUUUUUUUUAAUAUUAUUUUUCACCAAAUUUUAAUAUUUAAUCAGUUUGUCUAAACAAUAUUGUUUCCUGAAAUUCAGGUUUGUAUGUUUUUUUUUUUUGAAUGAUCUUAUUUGUCAUUAAAUCAUUUUUCUUCAUUAUAUUUUAUUUUU
Molecule: messenger RNA, 1050 nt
Organism: Ipomoea nil (Japanese morning glory)
Lineage: Eukaryota; Viridiplantae; Streptophyta; Magnoliopsida; Solanales; Convolvulaceae
Exons: 1
Coding region: 160-855 (231 amino acids)
Source: RefSeq, a predicted model, not a curated record